Molecule: messenger RNA, 1300 nt
Organism: Haliotis rufescens (red abalone)
Lineage: Eukaryota; Metazoa; Mollusca; Gastropoda; Lepetellida; Haliotidae
Exons: 5
Coding region: 482-850 (122 amino acids)
Molecular function (GO): protein dimerization activity
Source: RefSeq, a predicted model, not a curated record
AAAUACUGUGAACUUUGUACGGGUCUUGUCACUGAUAUUCUUGAACUGUCUCCUCUAUUGUGUUAUCAUUGUCGACAGUCGACCUUCUCUCUCAAUUGCUAGAGUCCUCGGUUUGUACAUAUGUGAAUAUAUGGAUGAUGGAUGGAUCAAAUACGAGACUUGGGGACUUGUUCAGAUUACUCGCCACAAAGAGACGACGUUUAGAGACUGCUUUGGAUGACUUUGAAACUUGGCGGCCGUUUGCUCAGCAGCCUUCUCAAGUCAGUGAUAUGUGGGCUGACAAUGAAAUGACUCCUUUUCAAACAUAUGUAGAGUGUACUUGGGAAUGCAUACAAUAUUACUGUUUUCGGCCUAGUGAAGGAACAGAAAGAACAUGCGACAGAUAUCAAAGACACGUUAGAGAUCUCUUCUUGUCAACUUUAACGGGAUAAUAGAAACAACUAUUUAGUGAUGGUUCACUUCCACGUUACACAUCCCAGCAAUGAAGGCGAUUUCCCACGGCUCAAACAGCUGCCAGUAUGCCAGGAGGUGUGUGCGGCGGUACAGACGGUGGCAGAGGAAUAAGGCUUAUACAAGACUCAGAGCAAUGGUGCCGUCUGUAGCAGAGCAGCAGAAAGUAUCAAAGGUGACGAUCGUGGAAGAAGCUGUUAAAUACAUCGACGUUCUCCACGAACGAUUCAUGAAGAGAUUUGGCGAUUCUGAAGACAUGGAGCACAUCAAACAGAUGAUUGUGACUUUAAUGGCUCAGAAAGCAGCAGAGGAUUCGACGCAGGACCAGCCGCAUUACGCACUUCCGGUUCAGACACCUGCACCCAAGGAUGUACUUCCGGUUGACAAGCGAGCACAAUAAGACAGGACGUGCAUUAUUUCGAGGAACAAAGCUCAUCUCGUGAUUUGCUCGAUCGUGUCAGAAGACGAACCAAAGACGAGUCUUAUCAUACUGUGCCAUAAUAAAGGUCGAUCAUCACCCGCUUACUGCCAAUUUGAAGAUUCGUUCGGGUGUUUAUGGUCUUACUUCUAGAACUGACAAUACGUUGCUUGAAUGACAAGGGCGUUAAUUUUGACACGUGAUCCGGAAGUGUGCAAUAUAAGACCAGAAAUGACCGGAUCGUGCCAAGGGCAGAUAACUGAAGUGGACAAUGCCUAACACGACCAGGAACAGCUUUACAGCUUUUGUGAUUAGGCUUUCUACCGCAUUAUUGUGAUAUUGUAAAUAGCAAGAUUUUAUACCACGAUUGUACAUGUUUAAAUAUUUAUGAUACCUUGAUAAUAAAAGCGUAAAUAACAGCUGUGCUAUUUA